AUAUUACAUUUAUAUGUGGUUUGCAUGUAAAAAGUGUUUUACAAGUUCUUUAAUGUGACCUAUCAACAAAGAUUCUAAACGCACCCAACAUUCAUGAGAAUACUGCUUGAGUGAGAAACUGUUGAUUUUCUAUCUGUCUGUCACUAAUUCUUGUUAUUUGCUAAAAAAAUUACGAGCUGUUGAAGUCCCAUUUAUUCGAUAAGAAAUUUUGCACAAGGUUAUGUGUAUGAUAAUCAAUGAUCGACAUGUUCUAAAACGUAGUCCGAAUACGAUUACCGAUCGAUUACUUUGCAAAUUUUAAACUGCUAAUCGAGUAACCAGCUACGGAUAGGGCAGCCCGCGUCAGGGUAACUUUAAAUACAGUAUCUCGGGUAUGUUGAGUUUAUCUUAAAAGCAAUCAACAUCAAAGUCGUGAGAUUCACUUGUAAGAAUGGCCGAUGAAACAGAAACAGUUCGACUUACCAACGAAGAUAUCGAGUGUAUGGAAGCAGAAAUAGACGGUGACGAUGUAGACGAAGAAGGUUCCGACGGGGUUGUAGUUCCAGAACUUCAGGGUACACUAUCCAAAUGGACAAAUUAUAUACAUGGCUGGCAAACUAGAUUUAUUGUUCUCAAAGAUGGUACUUUAUCUUAUUACAAAUCUGAGCAGGACAGUGGAUUUGGAUGUCGUGGUUCGAUAAGUCUGUAUAAAGCUAAUAUUAAGGCACAUGAAUUUGAUGAAUGUAGGUUUGAUGUAUCAGUGAACGAUUGUCUAGUAUGGUAUUUAAGAGCAAACUCUCCAGAAGAAAAACAACGUUGGGUAGAUGUUCUAAAAUCUUACAAGUCAGAAUCUGGUUAUGGAAGUGAAAACAGUCUCAAACGUCAUGGUAGUGCCAUUUCCCUUGUGUCGAAUACACAAUCUAUUACAAGCGCUGGUAGUUUCACUAAACGUGGUGUUAGAGGAUUAAAAGAAAAAUUAGCAGAACUUGAAACCUUCAGAGAUAUUCUGGUCAAGCAAAUUGAUACUCUGCAGAAGUAUUUUGAUAAUUGUGCUGAAAAUGCUAAAAAUAUUUCCAUGAAAGAAAAUAAAGUUGAGAAAAUGUUUGAUCCAGCUGAUCACUCGGUAGAUUUCAAAGGAGAAGCAAUAACAUUCAAAGCAACAAGCGAAGGUGUACUUGCAACAUUACAACAUUGUGUUGAGUUGAUGGUACAAAGAGAAGAUGCAUGGCGUCGUAGAUGGGAAAAAGAAGUUGAGAAAAAACGAAAAGUGCAAGAACUUUAUAAAACUAUAAAAGAUCAGGUUGCAAUGCAUCAAGGUGAUUCUCCUAGACCUAGGGUUCUUAUCCAUGGAGGUCCAGAUUAUGAGGAAGGUCCGCAUAGCGCGCUCUGCGACGAAGAGUUCUAUGAUGCGGUAGAGACUGGAUUAGAUAAGAUUGAUGAAGAAAAUCAACUGAGAGAUCGUUUGAAACAAAAAUCAGUUUCAAUUGUAUCGACCGCUACUAUGUCAGCAUCUAAGCACAGACUUUGGCCAGAGAUCGAAAGAAUAACGAUGCAACAGUUGCAUUAUGCACGUCUUGGAGUAGGAGCUGGUGGUUGGCAAUUAUUUGCCGAAGAUGGUGACAUGCGAAUGUACAGACGCGAAGAAGAAGCGGAUGGCUUAGUGGUAGACCCUUUAAAAGCCUGUCAUGUUGUGAAAGGAGUUACCGGUCAUGAAGUUUGUGACAUAUUCUUUAGUCCUGAAUACAGAAGCGGAUGGGAAGCAACACUCGAAGACAUGACCGUGGUUGAAAAUAUUUCUAAAGAUACUUUGAUAUUUCUACAAACACAUAAACGAAUUUGGCCAGCAAGUCAAAGAGAUGCAUUGUUCUGGUCUCAUAUGCGUAGAGUGUCCGACGAUCAAGAUCCAGAUGCACACGACUUGUGGAUAGUCUGUAAUCACAGCACAGAACACCCUGAUUAUCCUCCAAACACUGGAAAAUGUGUAAGAGUUUAUCUAACCGUAUGUCUUGUAUGUCAAACUUUUAUCGAUCCUCCGAAAGAUGAAGAAGAAAUAAAAAGAGAAAAUAUUACGUGCAAAAUAACUUACUGUUCUGUUGUUAAUCCAGGUGGAUGGGCUCCAGCAUCUGUUUUACGUGCUGUUUAUAAAAGGGAGUAUCCAAAGUUCCUUAAACGUUUCACUAGCUUUUGUAUUGAUCAAUGUAAGGAUAAACCACUUACAUAUUAAGUGUAAUUUAUACAAAUUCCAUAUUUUCCAUCCAAUUCCUUAUUUACUACAUCAAAGUGUCUUCGCGCUUUCAAUGGUGUAAUAUAUCAAAGAAGAAAAUCAGAAUUUACACAGUAUAGAAAUUUGGAAACAAAAACUACUUCCGAUAUAAAUGAAAGUGUUUUUUAUAUACUUUUUUUUUAUUUCCUUAACGUGAUCAAUAUGUGUGUACAUGCACGCACACACACACGCGUGCGCGCGUAUCUCUCUUAGUGGAACAGGAUGCAAACUGUUACAUUGAAAGUGAUUUAUUAAAGCGUAAGGAAACUCCAAGAUAAACUGUAAUUUCAACCAAACCCGCUAAAGCACUGUUUAAAAAUUAUAUUUACGUCUUUAAACAACAGCUUGUUAUUUUAUUGUUAUACAGAAUGCUGUCGCAAGCCACUUGUACAGAUCUUAACAAAUCGAAUACAUACACAUUUAUCUAUUGUUACAUUAUAUAUCCAAUUAAAUACGAAACUGUAUAAUAAAAUUAUAUUGUUAUUUUUAUUUAUAUAUAACGUGUAUAUUGAUACACAAUAUAAAGGUCAAAUGAAGAAACAUAAUAAAGACUGUUGUAGAUUUGUCAUAAU
Hylaeus anthracinus is the source of this 2814-nucleotide messenger RNA. It is a transcript of the gene cert, whose product is annotated as ceramide transfer protein. Gene Ontology annotation, biological process: ER to Golgi ceramide transport. Lineage: Eukaryota; Metazoa; Arthropoda; Insecta; Hymenoptera; Colletidae. The record is from RefSeq and is a predicted model, not a curated record. The coding region runs from base 431 to 2203 and encodes 590 amino acids. Gene Ontology annotation, cellular component: Golgi apparatus. The transcript is spliced from 8 exons. Gene Ontology annotation, molecular function: phosphatidylinositol-4-phosphate binding.